This is a messenger RNA of Cucurbita maxima (winter squash), 2247 nucleotides long. RefSeq names its product F-box protein SKIP17-like. The record is from RefSeq and is a predicted model, not a curated record. Gene Ontology annotation, biological process: SCF-dependent proteasomal ubiquitin-dependent protein catabolic process. Gene Ontology annotation, cellular component: SCF ubiquitin ligase complex. Lineage: Eukaryota; Viridiplantae; Streptophyta; Magnoliopsida; Cucurbitales; Cucurbitaceae. Gene Ontology annotation, molecular function: protein binding. The coding region runs from base 152 to 1708 and encodes 518 amino acids. The transcript is spliced from 13 exons.
CCAAGGUAUCACGUUUUUUCCAUGCUAUCUACUUUCUCAGCCCUUAUUCCAAAACUCACACUGACACGUGGCACUCACAGGCUCGUCCGUAUUCCUACUUCUCCUCCUCCUCUUCUCCCUCUGCUCUCUCCCGUGUCCACCCGCUGAUGCUAUGGAUGCUCUCUUUCAAGUCCAAACCUCGGCACCAUCAACCAUGGCGAAGCGCCCGUGCCCAUCCCAAAACCCUAGAGUACCGACCUUCACUCAGAUGGACCUUCUUCUCGAUGCCUUUUUGGGCCUUUCCGACUCCCCUUCCAUCUGUAUCGACUUCUCAUUCGAGAGGCUUCUCGACUCCUUGCCAUCUGACUUGGAUCAGUCUCGCCUCAUCGAUCGCGCUCUUAAAAUGGGCAACUUCUUGCUCGAGGCUAGCAAACGCUCUGCUCGGAAACGAGCUACCAAGCAUAACUCAGUCGUUUGGGCUCUUCCUCCUGACCUCACCAUCAAAGUUUUUUCCAUGCUUGACGCACAGAGUCUUUGCUAUGCAACAGCUACUUGUUCAAUGUUUCACAAGUGUGCAAUGGAUCCUUCCUGCUAUGCCAACAUUGACUUAACAACAGUUUCUCCAAGAGUUAAUAAUGCAGUGGUUUCUACAAUGAUCCAUCGAGCUGGAAACUCUCUUCAAUCUCUUAAGCUUGGUAUAGUUCCAGGCCCAACUGCAUCCCUAGGAUCUUGCCAACCGUUGGUUUACAAUGUUACUAGUUUUUCAUGGAAUGACAAAAGAUCCAGACAAGGGAAGGAGUCAUCAGUUCUCACAAGAUCCUGCUUAAGCCCUUUGGGUGGUGCCAGUACUCCUGGGAUGCUCUUGAGAACGUUGCAUCUUUACAAUAUUGAAAGAAUGGAUAAUCCAUCACUCCGUGGUGCAUUUUCUGCUUGCCCGUCUCUCCUUGAUCUGGAAAUUGUGGGCCUUCAUGUGGAGUUGAGACAGACAUUGACAUCUGUGAUUGAAAACUGUCAAUUUAUAGAGCGUUUGUUCUUUGAAUCCUCAAAAACAGGUAGAGAUGAUAGCUUGAAAUCACCGACAUGUGUUGAUCUAGUUCAAAAAUGUCCUCGUAUAGUGUCUUUAGCCCUUAGAGGAUUUAAACUCCAUGAUUAUAAAGUUCGCAUUCUUCUUAAGGGACUUCGGAAGCUAAAAUAUGUUGAUUUUUCAACGUCUUACUCAAUUACUGGAAGCUUUCUUAGAAACCUUGGCAACAGUAUAGGUGGUAAUUUAUUGGAGGUCUUAAUUUUAAGAGAUUGUAUGCAUCUCAAAGAGGUGGAAGUUGCUCGUUUCAUGACAUCAUUACUUGCUGGAGAUUUCAAGUUUCUUCGACAUCUUGAUAUAUCCAAUAGGGAAGGAUUGGCAUCUGAGGGUGAUUGGUAUGAGAGAUGCUACAAUUCAAGGAUCAUUCCAAUUGAGCAAGUAAUAAAGGAAAGGCCUGAUGUAUGCUUGCUGGCUGAUUUUCCAUCAGAAGGGAGUUACUUCGAAAUUGAACAGAUGCUGGAAAGCGAAAUAAACAGUGAUAUUAGCCUGCCGUCACAGCUGAGCAAUCAAACAUCUGAUUCGAUGUUUAUAAGUUCUUCAGAAAGCAGCUAUAAUAGUGAUCAAGGUAGUGGCAAUGAGGAUGGCCGAGAUGCCAGCUAUGUAAUAUUUGAGGAGAGCUCAGACGAGGUGGAUUUUCUUGCCCUGUAGGAGGAGAAGUUUUAAGCAAGCGCUGGUAAUCGCAGCAACCAAAUGAAUUCGGGAGGAGCCUUCACGCAUUACAAUCUGUGAUUGGUGCUUGGAUUUUUACAGAGAUUAGAAAAAUUGGAACCAGUAGCCUGAUUGACUUGACAUCCCCAUUUAUUUACUUCCUGAGAUACAUCCAAAAGCUAUAUCCAGGUACCCUCCUUCCUUUCAACCCUUUCUCUAGAAGAGGAAUUACAAGAAUAAGAGGAGAGGAGAAGAUGGGAGAUUUGGUACCCUAUCCCUUUCCCUUGUUAUUAUAUCGUAGAUGAUCGAUCGCGAUCACGUAUCGUCGAUGUCUUGAUGAUGUUAAUCUGGCACGAAUGUAAAUUUUGUUAUAGCUUUUGUAGCGUUUGUACGCCGAUCCCACGCAAUAGGAGUUGUUGGAAGUUACUCUUCUAAUUGAUAACAUUUUGUAUGCAUCAGCAGCAAUUCAAAUUGUGGCAUUGCUCUCCUUUCUUGUAUCCUUUGGUGGUUUAAUGAAAGAGCAAAUCAAAUCUUGGUAA